Octodon degus (degu) is the source of this 909-nucleotide messenger RNA. It is a transcript of the gene Znf830, whose product is annotated as zinc finger protein 830. Gene Ontology annotation, biological process: nuclear DNA replication; mitotic DNA damage checkpoint signaling; mitotic DNA replication checkpoint signaling. Bases 4 to 909 code for a protein of 301 amino acids. The transcript has 3 exons. Gene Ontology annotation, cellular component: spliceosomal complex; nucleus. The record is from RefSeq and is a predicted model, not a curated record. Gene Ontology annotation, molecular function: nucleic acid binding; zinc ion binding. Lineage: Eukaryota; Metazoa; Chordata; Mammalia; Rodentia; Octodontidae.
AAGAUGGCGUCUUCCACCUCCGCUCAGACUCCGGCUGGGAAGAGAGUGGUGAAUCAGGAAGAACUGAGACGGUUGAUGAAGGAGAAGCAGCGGCAGAGCACUAACCGCAAGAAGGUAGAAUCUCCAUUCGCUAAAUACAACCCUUUGGGGCAGCUGAGUUGUGCCCUUUGUAACACCCCGGUCAAGAGCGAGCUUCUGUGGCAGACCCACGUCCUGGGAAAGCAGCACCGAGAAAAAGUGGCAGAGCUGAAAGGCGCAAAAGGUGGCACCCCAGCUCCGGCUGCCGGCGCGGCGCUUCAGUCCACAAAGAGGAAAGCGCCGGACACUGAUAACCCGGAUGCCAAGAGAGCCAAGCCGCCUCAGGUACAGCCCUCCACAUCGUCCACCACCCUUGAUAAAACGGGAAAGGAGUCAGCGAGAGCGACCCCCAGUAAGCUUUCGGGACUCGGUUUACUCCCUGAUUAUGAGGACGAGGAAGAGGAGGAGGAGGAGGAGGAGGAGGGAGAAGGAAAACUGGGGGGCGGUAGCAAGCAGCUGCCAGACCCACCGAGCAAAGAACACUCACUUUGCUCCUCGCGGGACGCAACAAGUAGUGUGCUGCCAAACGAUUCCUUUAAUACAAAUCCUCCCAAGGCCCCCUUAGUUCCUCAUUCAGGGUCAAUCGAGAAAGCAGAAAUACAUGAAAAAGUGCGGAGCCCGACCUGGCCGCACGUGGCCAGCGGGAGGCGGGGCAUGCGCGUCGCUCCGCCCCCCGCCGCUGCGCCUGCGCGCUGCCGCCUGCUCAAGGACCCGUAUUUAAAGAGACAGGCGCUCCAACUGCCGCGGCGGCUCGCGGCCUGUGCGCUCCUGGUGCGGAGGCCUGCGCUGAGCGCCGGAGCCUGGGAGAGCCCCGGGGCACACCCUCCGUGA